AUGCCUGAUAUUCAGACGGCUGAUGAUACAGGACUGAAACCGACACGGGAACCAAGUUCGAUUGUCACUGAAGUUCCCGACCACAGCAAGGACCAUAGAGCAGUCCACGGAAGUCGUUUCAAGCAGAGUCGGCGGUAUUACUUUGAAAGAAAACCUCGAGCUGUACGUGAUUCCGGUAUCCGUUCAGAGAGAUGUGCUGCCAAGGGCGCUUCGAGGGAUGAAAAUAAAGUUGGUCAAGUCGCUGAUGAUUCUGGACGUGAUGUUGGAAAUUCAGCCCUGCCCAGAAGACGGGUCUAUACACGACGUCGUACGAAUGAUUCAAAUGCACCCGUCCAGAAUCGUAUCUCACAAUCAGAAGGUGGAGAUAGGCGUGAAUCGCGAGAGCUAGAUUUACAAUGGAUUAGCCAGAUGCCUGCUUCGUUUUCCCCCCAGUUUUUCCGCCCUAACUUGCCGGAUCUACAUCACCCUGAAAAAGAAAGAAGGAAGGGAAACGUUUAUAGGCGAAGAAAUCGACCUCGGAACAACCAUGUGAAGGCUGCUACACAAGCUCGCGGUCUCCCUUUGGAAAGCGGUGAUUCCAAUAAAACUCACAGCACAUUAGCGAAUUCAGAAUCAGAACAACAUGUAAAUGGUGAAAGAGAGGGAACGUCACUCCCCUCGUCAGUUCCAACUAAAUCUACAUCUCCUUGCAACUACUCCGAUGCAGUUCCUGACGAUUUGCCAAAUACUGUCGGUGAAGUUUCUGCGAGCUCUGAUAUCGUUCAAGAAGAAGCAAAACAUGACAAUAAACGCGAGUCUCCUGAUGGAAAUACUUCCUCAAAGACGAUUGAAAGUCAUUCAUUCGAUGAAUUAAUUCAAGAGGUUAUACAACUUGAGGAAGCUGCAGAAAAGUAUGAUAUUGAGAAUUUAUGCGACUGUGUUAUUAAAGACCUAGGGGAAAUCGUUGACUAUAGCACGAAUCGCCUACUACGUGUGAUGUUGGAUUUUCUUCACCCUGAUGCGAGAUCUCUCACAGACAACAUCGGAAUUUCUUGUCAAGAUUUCUAUAAUCUCUGUUCUCGAAUUUCCAAGGUUGAAUUCAAUGCCAUUCGAGAAAUAAACACUUGUAACGUCGACGGGGUCCUUUUGCAGCGACUCUACGAGGAACUCGGUAACAUCUGCCGAUCAAUUCUUGUGCCACUUUUGGCUCAGAAGGCCUACUUGGCUGACAGCAUAAUUGACUUCACCCGUAUGGAUUUGGACAUAAUUGAAAUUGAGAACUUCGAUCAUCAUAAGGAGCUUGCAUUGGUUUUUGCCAUAGCUGACGACUUUCGUAAGGUCCCAAAACUGAAGGAGAAAGAUGUUUGUGGUUGGUUAGAUAAAUGUGAAGCCAUGAAGGAAAUGUUUGAUGCUUUUAUAGCUGAUGAUAAACAAAAAUUAAAGCAGCUUGGUGUUACUGACACGGCAGAGACCAUCGCGGAAAAAAUCGAGCUUGGUAUUGAAAUACCCGAUCAAGACAUUACAGUGAUGUUACGAGAAUCAAUAAACUCUGAUUUCGGAGAGUACACUUGGCUAGUGGAGCGCUAUCCUCAGCUCAUUCGUACUCCGGAGCACUUUGCCUGUAUAAUGGAGUCUAUACCUCUGAUGGAAAAAUGUGUUGACAUCCGUCCGCUAAAGCACACUAUGGAGAUUAUACCGAAAUUGUUGAGCGGACUGAACCAUGACGAAUAUGACAGCUGUGUCGCCCAAUAUCUAGAUCGGCAUGCACUGGUCAGAGUCGCCAAAAGUUGGGUACAGCUGCUGCGCAAUUUCGACAGCACCGAUCAGCUCGUCAUGGAACUCACGACGCAAUUCCUUUUCCGGUCGACCAAGUAUGGGGCUGAAGAGUUUCUCGGUGCUCUACUCGACAACAUCCCUGUCGAUAGUAAAGUUGAGGCUAUUAAGUGCAUUGACUUUCUUCCUCCAUGCCUUCGUAAAAUCCUGCUAUCCGAGUCACCUGAUAAAGGAAGUUUAUACGACGCAACGAAACUGAUGACAAAAGAGAUGCCUGCUACGCGUUUUAAGAAGGAAGCUGUCUUUCUCAUUUCGAGUGGGGCUCUGAUAUGCUUUCUUGAACCUACUAGACUCAUCGCCAUCGUCGUUCAAGCUGAAUCUAAGGCCAAAGCAGCUCUUGCCAUUUCAUCAUUGGUUAAACAUAGAAAAUUCAAAAAAGAAGUUAGAGAAGAAUCUAUGUUCUCUGCUGCACGUGAGCUUCUAUCGGAUGACAACAGACUGUUUGUAGACAUGAAUGAGAUCUUCGAUCAGUUCCAGAACAUCACUUGGUAUCAGAAACUGGUCAUCUCCACGCUCUUUUGCGAUGGGAUUGGUCCGGUUUUAAUCGAGUAUCCUUGGAAAUGUAGUGGAAACUCGGUGAAGUCUUUAUAUACUUUGCGAGAGCUGCCUCAUAUUCUUACCUCCUGGCCUGGUGAUAACUCCAGACUUUUCGAAAACUUCAUUGAAGUCUUUGUACAUGGUGAUGAACUAGUUAUUUGUAAACCAGGAAUUUCAGAUAAUUUUGAAUCUGACGAUGCAGAUCUUCUAUCUCAGGUGAUGCUCCUGUCGUUGGAUCGUAAUGAAGACCGUCUUAAGGAAGUCGUGCAUGUAUUCGCAAACUCCGUAUAUGGUAUCAGUCAUGACUCGUGCAACUGGGAAGAAAUGCUAAUCGAGUCCGAGAAGAAAAGUGAAAGCAACGACUCUGAAGGGAUAAUUUCGAAACCAGAGACUAAAGGACUCAAUGACCACAAGCUCGACUUCGAAGAGGAGUCAGCUGAAAAUCCUGGUACUGCGGACACAUUCCGGCAGCUCACGCCUUCUGGGGAAGUACCAAAGGUGACGAAUCGGCUGAACAAUGAUUCAGAAACUGCUUUUGCGGCUCUCGUUACGUCUUCUCUUGAUGAUAUUGAAGACACAGACCUUCCGGCUGUCAGAAGAUGCUUAUCACAUCUUCUGGACGAAGUGGCUGGAAUAAAAGAAUCCGAUACAUUUCCGAAUACACUGUCAGAUAAAAUGGGUGGUUGUUGUUCGACUGCCAGUGGAAGUUCGUCGAAGUUAGAUGAGGGGCAUAAUGAGCAGGAAAAAGAGGCAGCCGCUCAGAAAGUAAAACUCCGAUCUCAGCUGGAUGAUGCAGAAGAUUCAAGGAAGAAAGAGCAAAACGAAUAUGAAGAUUGGAAUACGGAAGAGCUGUUUGAUCAGAAGGCAGAGAAACAUCAGAUUUUGCAGGACCUGCGCACGUUCACAUGGGCUCUAGACACCCUUGAAAAGUGGUCAGGCUGUCCAACAUCAGUUCGGGAGAAAGUUUUAUUGAUGGCAGCGAACUGUCACUGCGAUUUAGUGAAGGCUCGAGCGUCAAAGAUGGAAAGAGACACCAGCCGUAAUUAA
This is a messenger RNA of Haemonchus placei, 3396 nucleotides long. Lineage: Eukaryota; Metazoa; Nematoda; Chromadorea; Rhabditida; Trichostrongylidae. The record is from the annotation of a GenBank genome assembly.